Molecule: messenger RNA, 5242 nt
Organism: Durio zibethinus
Lineage: Eukaryota; Viridiplantae; Streptophyta; Magnoliopsida; Malvales; Malvaceae
Biological process (GO): endosomal transport; endocytosis
Cellular component (GO): plasma membrane; nucleus; cytoplasm
Molecular function (GO): calcium ion binding; protein binding
Source: RefSeq, a predicted model, not a curated record
AUUAGCUCGUUAAUCCAAUAAAAAGUUGCCACGUAACAAAUCGUGAUCACGGGCAUUUAAUCGAAUCUAUUUUUGAUUUUCCUCCGGUGCAAAGAAAGAAAGAAAGAAAGAAAGCGGGCCACUUUCGUUGUCCUUGGCACCGCCGUUUCAAGUUUCAACAGUUGAACUUGAUGAACCAUGCUUAUGGAUCCAUAUCACAUCUGUUUUGUUUUCGUUUUCUGUUUCGUGUAAUCGUGGAUUUAAAUUGAAAUUAAAAAAUUCCAGCUUAGCGGUAGCUGGAUAAAGAUUGGGAAUCACUGGAAAUUGAAGAAUGGCUACGCAAAACCAGAUUCCUAACAACACUGAUCUGUUCGAUGCUUAUUUUAUGAAAGCGGAUUUGGACGGAGACGGCCAAAUCAGUGGAGCCGAGGCUGUUGCCUUUUUCCAAGGCUCCAAUUUGCCCAAACACGUUCUCGCUCAGGUAUGGAUGCAUGCUGACCAGAAGAAACUAGGUUAUCUUGGUAGACAAGAAUUUUAUAAUGCCCUUAAACUUGUAACUGUGGCACAAAGUAAGCGAGAAUUGACACCAGAUAUGGUAAAGGCUGCACUGUAUGGCCAUGCUUCCGCUAAGAUUCCUGCUCCCCAGAUAAACAUUGCAGCUACACCUACACAGUCUAAGGUAGCAUCACUUACUUCGCAGUCCAGUGGCACCCUAUCAGUACCUUCUCAAAAUUUUGGCCUCAGAGGAACACCUGGUCUUGGUAAUGUGGGUGUAAAUCAGCAGGAUGUCCAAUCACAGCAAAACCAGGUUAUGAGGCCACCCAAAGCCAUGCCUUCGAGCACUUUAUCACAAACAAAACAAGUACUUGCAGCACAAGGCAUGCUGAGGGGAGGUAACAUGGUGUCUCCUCCUCAUCUUCCAACUUCAAACUCCUCUACUAAUUGGCAAAAUGGAAGCUUGGGUGGCCUCACAGUGGCUGCCAAUAACCAAGUUCUUAACCGAGAUGUUAGUCCUUCCACAAGCCAAGAUGGAUUUGAACUUACAGCUUCAGGUUUGACACCUUCUAUGCAACGAAUGCCGCAAGCAAACCCUGGGCAGAUAUCCUCUACUGCUCCAAAACCGCAACAUUCAUCCAUGUCAUCCAGCCAGUUAGGAGCAAAGGAUCCCAAAGCAUUGGUGGUUUCAGGAAAUGGGUUUGCCUCUGACUCUCUUUUUGGUGAUGUCUUCUCUGCCACUUCAUCACAAUCAAAGCAAAAUUCUUUGGCACCCACAUCAUCUGCAACUAGCUCAACAGUCUCAAUGGUUUCUAUUCCAGCUUCUGGGAAUCCUUCUGUAAAGCCAAGCCCAACUGACUCUUUACAGAGUACACUUUCUCAACAACCUGUGGGUGGUCAGUAUCAUCCAGGUCAUCCAACAGGGAAACAGAACCAGCAGGUUGCGAUUCAAAGCAAUGCUGCUUCUGGUUCAACUGGGUUUCCUGCUGGGCCUGGGAACUUGGCUUCUGGUAAAUCAAAUCAGUCUCAGCCCCCAUGGCCAAAGAUGACUCAAUCUGAUGUACAGAAGUAUACAAAAGUAUUUGUACAAGUUGACACUGAUAGAGAUGGAAAAAUUACUGGUGAUCAGGCCCGCAAUCUGUUCUUAAGCUGGAGGCUCCCAAGAGAGGUCUUAAAGCAGGUGUGGAACCUAUCUGAUCAAGAUAAUGACAGCAUGCUUUCUUUGAGAGAGUUUUGUACUGCUCUUUAUUUGAUGGAACGCUAUAGAGAAGGACGCCCUCUUCCUUCAGUGCUUGCAAGUACUAGCAUAGCUGAUGAAACUUUAUGGUCAACCUCAGGUCAUCCUCCUGCUCCAUAUGGAAAUGCAGCCUGGGGACCUGCUCAUGGUUUCCAGCAACCACAAGUUAUUAGUGCUUCGCGUCUACCUUUACCUUCUGCUAGGGGAAGACCACCUAGGCCAGUCUUGGUUUCUCAGACUGAUGCGCAGGUGCUGCCCAGUCAGCAAAAGUCCAAAGUUCCAAUGCUGGAAAAGAACCUUGUAGAUCAACUUAGCCAAGAGGAACAAGAUUCUCUUAACUCAAAGUUCAAAGAGGCAACAGAAGCAAAUAAAAAGGUUGAAGAACUGGAAAAGGAGAUACAAGAUUCAAAAGUGAAGACUGAAUUCUUUCGUGCUAAGAUGCAGGAACUUAUUUUAUAUAAAAGCAGAUGUGACAAUCGACUUAAUGAGAUUAUGGAAAGAGUCUUAGCUGACAAACGAGAGGUUGAAGUAUUGGCAAGGAAGUAUGAAGAGAAAUACAGGCUGUCUGGAGAUGUAGCCUCUAGGUUAACCAUUGAGGAGUCCACAUUUCGCAAUAUUCAGGAGAGAAAAAUGGAAUUGUACCAGGCGAUUGUCAGAAUAGAACAAGGAGACAAAGAUGGUGCUCUCCAGGAUCGUGCUAAUCAUUUACAAUCAGGUCUUCAGGAAUUAGUGAAAUCUGUUAAUGAACGUUGCAAACAAUAUGGAUUACGUGCUAAACCGACUUCACUGGUUGAGCUUCCAUUUGGCUGGCAACCUGGAAUCCAAGAAGGUGCAGCUGAUUGGGAUGAAGAUUGGGACAAGUUUGAAGUUGAAGGAUUCAUAUUUGUAAAGGAGCUCACUCUUGAUGUGCAAAAUGUCAUAGCCCCUCCGAAACCAAAAUCUUUAUCACUUCAAAGAGAAACAGCUUCUGCAACUGCUGCUGAUGAUAACUCAGAUAAGGUUCCAAAUACAAGUGAAUGGAUCCCUGAGAAAGACUUGGCAACUGACAAAAGUGAGGAUGGCCUGCCAAAAAGCCCCUCUGGAAGUCCAGCUGUUGCAGCAGAUAAGCAAUCUCAAGAAUUCCAGGAUUCCCAUGUGACAAAGAGUAGUGGUGCUGAUGGUUCUCCCCAUCCUCAGAGUACAAGUGAUCCUUAUGAAACUUCCCGUGCAAAGAAAACUGGUGAUGUUGAUGGCUCACCUCUUGCUAAAGAAUCCAGAAGUGCUGAAUCUUUAUUUUCUGAAGACAAGAGUUUUGAUGAACCUAGCUGGGGCAGAUUUGACACUCCUUAUACAGAUUCGGUUUGGGGCUUUGACAAUGAAAGUGGCAAGGAGAUGGAUCCUAAGAGAAAUAACGAUAUCUCUAUAUUUGGUCUUGGUGACUUCAAUAUAAAGCCCAUAAGAACGCAGUCCUCACACACAGAAAAGUUGUUCCCAGGUAAAGGCCCGUUUACUUUCACUGAUUCUGUUCCAAGCACCCCUUCCUACUCAGGUGACAUGUUCCAUGGGAAGAGCUCAUCUAUUUUUGCAGAUUCUGUUUCAAACACCCCUGUUUAUACAGAUAACAUGUUCAAGGGGAAGAGCUCCUCUGUUUUUGAUGAUUCUGUUCCAAGCACUCCUGCCCAUGCAGAAAACUUGUUCAAGGGGAAGAGUUCAUCCAUAUUUGCAGAUUCCAUUCCAAGCACUCCUGCCUAUGCAGACAAUAUGUUCAAGGGAAAGAGCUCGUCUAAUUUUGCUGAUUCUGUUCCAAUUACACCUGCUUAUCACUAUGGGAGCUCCCAGCGGAGGUUUAGUGAAGGAUUAGAAGAUCACUCAUUUGACAGCUUCUCUAGGUCUGAUUCAUUCAACAUGCAAGAAAGUGGCUUCUUUCUAUCCCCCUCCCUGGAUAGGUUUGAUUCCAUUCGCAGCUCAAAAGAUUCUGCUCAGGGUUAUGGGUUUCCCCCAUUGAGGUUUGAUUCUUUUAAUGGAAAUGAUCAACCUGACAGUGGGACUCUCCAAUCCCCUCGACAUUCGCUAGCGAGGUUUGAUUCUAUGCGAAGCAGUACAGGCUUUGAGCAUAGUCACGAGUUUACAUCAUUUGAUGAUACUGAUCUAUUUGGGUCAACUGGGCCAUUUAGGACAUCACAGGAGAGUCAGACCCCGAGGAGAGAUUCUGGUAAUUGGAGUGCUUUUUAGUCAAGUAAUAUAUAUAAAUGCAAUUAAAUCGGCUGUCUUUCUUUUCAUGUUAAAGCCUUGUAGGUCAAGAUUUUGCUCUCUUGUGUGGUGGCCUGAUUCUUUCAUUAGUACAUAGCAACUGAUAAAGGAUUGAUUGUGCGCUUUAUUUUUGGUCCGCGUGUUAUUUUGCAAAUGUCUUUUCUUCCCCUUUUUGUUACUUUGUCCUAGUUCAUUUUCUUUCCCUCUGCCGUGUUGCCUCGGCUUUUCUCUUUUUGGACAGUCUGGACGCAAGCAGUAUUCUUGUUCCCAAAUAGUUAGUGGUAAUCAUUGUAUUUGAUAUGGAACGUAAAAUUUGUACAAACUCGUUGCUCAUGCACUUUUCCUGGUUUUUUUUUACCUUUAUAUUUGCUGAAUGUUUCUAAUGUAGCGGAUGAUUUUGUGCAAGUGGCCAACUAACACAAAUGGCGACUUGAAUAUAUCUAAUUUAUUAUACAGUAUUCUUCUGUUCAGAUUCCAAUUGCAAGUUGCAAUUGAUUAUUGCUUACAAGCAUUAGUUGAGAAAGGGGAGGUAGGACUGCUAUUUUGAACGAAGGAAAAGGAUAGAUGUAUAGGAAUAGGAAGGACAUGCGUUUGUUUGCCACUAGUAACUCAUGCCGAGGAUGAGCUUUGCUUUUUGAACCUCAUAUCUGGAUUAAACUUUGAUGUCUUAUCAAGAAUGACGUUUGUUAGAUUUUAAGUAUAAAAAAAAAGUUGCAGAACAAGAUUGAUUUGGAUAUGGAGAGUUGGUUGCAGAGGCGCUUCUUGUUUUCUCAGACGGAUAGGAUGAGAUGAGAUGGGCCGUUGUUUCACUUGCUUCUUAGAUUGAGAUCGCCGGCAGUCGGUGCUAAUAACUGUAAAUGUAAUUAAUUUUUGGUGGAUUUUGAGAGAUCUAACUAGGAAAUGAUACUAUCAUUCUUUACUCUGCAAUUUAAAAGGGUAUAAAGAGAAGCUUGAGCAAUUAGUAGUAUUGUUUUCGAAAGGAACAUAAUCGUACAACUCACCUGUUUAUUCAACUUUUAAAAGCAAAGCAACGUAUAUAAAAUAAUCGAGGGGAAGGUUGAGAUAUUGGUUUCUUCUUUUGUCGUUCUCCAUUUGCAGCAUUUGGGAGUAAAAUUAUAAAAUGCCAUCUAAAAUGCACAUGAUGAGAUGAGAUGAUAUGAAGGGGCAGAUUAUGUCGAGUGUUUCACUUAAAAAAAAUGUAACUAAAAACGUGAAAGGAGCGAGGAUAUAUAAGACCAGCCACCUAUCUUCAAUUGUUGAAGACAAGUAAAAGGAUUAAACACAGACAACUGAAAAAUGAUU